AUGCAAAUCGCAGCAGCAGCAGAGCCGGGCGGUCACCGCACGUCUCUGUUUUAUGGGAGCCAGAGUUCCUGGGAGGUCACCCCCGGAGAAGUUGUCUUACCUGUUAUUUCGAGAAGCCUCCCACAGAGACGCAUUGCGGGGGUUGGGGGGCUCACUGUCAGUGUGGCGGCCGUCGCAGCCGUCGUUGCAAUUGCAGCAUCGUAUUUUGUGGUCCGCUGCGCGCUGUAUUUGUCCAACGCCCGCAAAAGAAGAGCGUCGCUCAGAUUUCUGGCAGGAGCAGAAGGGAAGACAAAUAAUGAUCAGGGAGAUCCCUGCGGUACAUCGGCGGGGGAUCCCCCUGCUGCGGCUGCGGCUUCUGUUGAUGAAGAGAAAACGGAUGAAACGCUUGAUGAGCAGGAUUUGUUGGAACAGGCUGGCCGUUAUGUCUUUGAACUGACGCGAGUUAUGGAGAGGAACGGUUGGCUGUUGACACAACUGAAUUUUAGCCUGAGAGCCAGGUGCGUAGCAAUUUUUUUAUGUGUGUGUCUGGUGGAGUUGGCUGCGCUUUUCUCCCUGUUGGACAAAAGAGAGAGGGUCGGCAUGAAAAGAGGAAUACAUCUAAUCUCCGCCACAGUAGUGGACCUCCGCCGCAGCUUAGGCAGAGCACCCCUUUCCCCUUCGCGGCGCCGGCAUAUCAGAUUUCUGCACGAACUUGUAGACCAGCUUGCAACGGUCCCACCCCCGACCGCGGUACUCGAGAGGAGUCAGCGGUUGCUGAGAAUCAAAGAACUAUUGCAGCUGCAGGAAGUAGCCUUGGGGCAGCUCAAGGCCGGACUUGGUUGGCUGAGCGCAUGUCUGGAAAACUGCAAGGAAACUCAAGAUGUCGGCAAAGCUCCUGCAGAAUUUAUUGAAGACACUGUUGCAGCUGCUGAGGGUGCUGCUGCAGCUGGUGCAGCUGCCGCGGCUCCAUAUGCUCCUACAUCCGCCGCAGCAGGGCGAGUCGAUGCAGUUGUUGCCGCUCUUCAAACAACCGCGUACAAACGCAGAGAACAAGUUCUCCGCGAUGCAUCCUUGAGCCGUUGGCUGCGGGAGGUGCAUGGACCCGACAGCCGCCACGGACUUGUGAGCAAGGGACGUCUCGCACAGCUAGCCCUAAAACCUCUUCAAAGCCAUAGCGAACGCCUAGCGGCCCUGCAGGCCACUCCUCUGGGAUCAGGAGAUGAGCUCUGGAAGAGCAUUGGCCUCGAGGAAAUUGACGUACAGCAGGGAUCCGCUUCCCCCUGUUUACCCGACGCGCCCUGCCAAGAGGUCACAGCUUCUACUUGGGCUAGCCCAAACCCUUCUCCGUGCGCUCUAGGGCCACUGGAUACGCCCCGUCAAGACUCACGGAAAGAGGCAGGCUCUACGGGGUCCGUCCUUGUUUCCUCCAGCGCGUCUACUGCUGAAACUGCAGCUUCUGCAGAUGCUGUCGUUGAGCAGCACGCCGCUUUAGAGGCCACCAAUGACAGCAAGACAGUGCCUCUCGCUAUGUCGCCAAAUAUACUUUCACGCGCUUCGCCGCCUGCUGCUGCAGGGCGUCGCCAAUCGCCUGCAGUGUUCACUGAUCCCGAACCUCCUGCUGCCGCCUCAGCUAGCGAUCGGAUUCCGCAAGCCAAAUGGCCCUCCAGGGGCUCGGGCAUCGCUGGUGUUGCUACCAGGGCGCCUGUUGCUUCCGCUGGACGGUUGGAUUCAGUACCACCACGUGGUGCAGGGCCUUACUCGGCAGUCCCACACCCCUCGCCAGCAACUUUCACCCCGCCUCCCUCUAGCUGGAGGAGCCCAAAGGGCGCCACUGUGUCCCGCCUUCCUCCUAAGACGUUUGCAACUCAUUUUCGUCCCCGCUUCCAGUGGCCAAGGCCUGAUGACUUCACAGCCGCAGAAGCGGGCGCCUCGUUGUUGCGGACCAGAGAGGCAGACGCAAGCCCUCUUCAAUCCGUGGCGGAGUAUUCAACGUCGGCCGUGGAGAUAUCUGCUUCGCAGCCUUUGUUCACCACCCACUGGACAGCUGAGGAAUCUCGUUCAUCUUUAGCAGAAACUAAAGUCCUGGAAAAUUGGGUGGACGUGCGUGGCAGGCCGAAUAUCUACAGGCUGUGGGGGCCGCAAGAACAAGCCCUCUACACACCUGUUGCGGGCUCCUUAUCCAGUGAAAGGACAGACGAGCCAAGUCUUGCAGAGAUUUCUGCAGGCUUUCAGCGGCUUGCGGUACUAUUCAGUGGGGAACCUGACCAAACGUUAAGCGCAACAGUGCACCGGGGCCACCUAGAAGUAGCAGGAGCACCCCCCGCAGCUAAUGCCGCAGCAAGUGCAACAGGAGGUCAAGCUUCUCCUGCUCUUAGCAAUUCUGGUGAAGAAUUGUUCACCUGGAUGGCGCCAUUCUGA
Molecule: messenger RNA, 2397 nt
Organism: Eimeria mitis
Lineage: Eukaryota; Apicomplexa; Conoidasida; Eucoccidiorida; Eimeriidae
Exons: 1
Coding region: 1-2397 (798 amino acids)
Source: RefSeq, a predicted model, not a curated record